Chironomus riparius is the source of this 1555-nucleotide messenger RNA. NCBI's taxonomy places the organism in Eukaryota, Metazoa, Arthropoda, Insecta, Diptera, Chironomidae. The record is from the annotation of a GenBank genome assembly.
GUUUAUUUGUUGAAUAGUUUUUAUAAGACUUUCGUUUCAUUCAGACGUUCAGCAUGUCGCUGUUUUCUUACCUUAUAGUUCUGGUUCUAUUAUCAGUUAUUGGAAAUUUAUUCGUGAUUGUAAGCCUGUUAAGUAACAAAAAGACGAGAAGUGCGUUUGAUUCCUUUAUCAUUAAUAUUUGUAUUCUUGACUUCCUGAUUGGAGCGUUCUUGAAAUCUAGUUUUGUGAUCGAAGAUUAUUUUGAAGGUCAGCAAAUCAAUGAUACGCAUUGCUAUUUUAUGACAACGUUAAUGACCGCAGCACCUACAAUGGUAUUAAUGACUCUGGUUACAUUAUUAUUUUAUAUGAUAUUUUCAUCAAUUAAAAAAGUACGGAUUGAGAAGCUCUUAUCACCCGAGACUUCAUUUGUGAUAAUUUUUAUGAUGUGGUUUCUCAUUGGUGGAGUGCAUUUGAUUUAUCAUAAAGUCUUUGGGACUUAUGGAUCAAUUUGUGCAGUUGAAGAUGAUAUUUUAUCAACUACUGUGUACUGUAAUUUAACGCUUAUGAUAAUAGUCCUUAUGCAGAUGUUUGGAAUAUUUAUAAUAGAGUCGAUUAAGAAAGCAUCUGAUGCUAUUAAUUUGAGACGACCAGAAGCAGUUUACAAUAAUUUAACGAUAGAAAUCAAUAAUAAUUCUGUUGAUACUGAAGAUAUUGAUGGACGAUUAAGGAAAUUGAUCUAUGUACAGUCCAUAUUGUUCCUUCUUUUUUGGAUUCCAUUCUAUGCCAUUAGAGCUCAGUACAUGUUUGACAAAAAGACUCAUAGUCUAGAUUUGAUAGUCUUGCAAUUAUUUUUCUACGUAAUUGGAUACUUUAGAAGUGCCGUUGCUCCUAUCGCAGUUUUAAUCGUCUAUCCUGAAAGUCGAUAUUUGAUUCGAAAAAUUAAAGAAAUUGAUUACAAAAAAAUUACAAAAGUCUUCGCAAAGAGUGAAAUUGAUGCAAUUCCUGCAUAACAUUUAAAAGUAUCUAUCAUGUAGAAUAACAUUUUAAUACUAAGGUCAGUAUGUGGCAUUUUGUUAAUGCUUAAUUAAAAAGACAUCAUAAGAUAAGAAAUACUUUUCUAUUUUGAACUUUAAUCGCUGAAAUAUUCAUAAAUAUUAUCAAUUGAAUAAAUUUUAUGUGGUACAGUGAUGUAGCCAGUGGGGAUAAUUGAAUGAAAAAUACUUGAUUUUAAUUAGCGAAAAGGUUCGAUUCAGUGAGUUAACUCAAAACAGAGCGUGAUCAGAAAUUUUGUUUAAUGGCAUUUUUAAAUUUUAUCGUGUCAGAAUUUUUAUGAAUUUUUGUCCCAAAAACUCUAGCAAAUUGGGAAAUUUUUGAGCAAAGGAAGUACAAUUUGUAACCUAAUUCACUCCCUGGUUACGCGAUUAGUUCAAAUUUUAACUCAUUACAAAAUUUUCACUACAAUUUUUUUUGGAUUAAUGAAAAUUUUCCAUUUAAAUUGAGGUUCAUCAUUCUUAAAACUUCAAAAACAGUGACGGAAGAGUUCCUCUUAAAGGGUUGAUUUCUAUUAACAUUAAAU